Nymphalis io (European peacock) is the source of this 3512-nucleotide messenger RNA. RefSeq names its product cyclic AMP response element-binding protein B (gene CrebB). The transcript is spliced from 6 exons. Gene Ontology annotation, molecular function: DNA-binding transcription factor activity, RNA polymerase II-specific; RNA polymerase II cis-regulatory region sequence-specific DNA binding; protein binding. The record is from RefSeq and is a predicted model, not a curated record. Lineage: Eukaryota; Metazoa; Arthropoda; Insecta; Lepidoptera; Nymphalidae. The coding region runs from base 321 to 1184 and encodes 287 amino acids. Gene Ontology annotation, biological process: regulation of transcription by RNA polymerase II. Gene Ontology annotation, cellular component: transcription regulator complex; nucleus.
GUACUGAAGACAUCUUGCGGUCUGUCACGGUCGCUUACAUUUGGGUUGUUAAAUAUGGUUAUUCUAUACAUUGCCAUUUAAUUAUGUAAAAUAUACAAGACCUCAAAGCUCGAAAAAUAUGUUGCGUAUAAACUAAUAGACGCAAUAGGAAAAUUUCCUUGCAAUGACGCGAUGAUUCCCUUUUAGAAUACUUCUAUCAAGUGUUUCUAUAACCGAUCCAGAUUAUAAUAUCGUCGAAUCGUUUAACAAGUUUAGUGUAUCUGAAGUUCAAGGAAUACACAGAAUGGUGACCUUGAAUAUUUUAGGUGAGCAUAGUGGGCAUGGACGGAAUGGUGGAGGAGAACGGCACCUCUGGCGCAUCAGGCGUCACAGACCCCUUGGCGAGUGCAGCUUCUUCGGCCAGCACCACGCCUCAUGUCGUCGUUACCAGCAUUGUACAACUUACGUUGCCAACGCAGGCACCAUCGGCACAGGUUCAAUCAGUUAUACAACCUAAUCAACAGUCUGUUAUUCAGACAGCAUCUAAUAUACAAUCAGUGCAAUUGCCCAAGGGAAAUGUAAUAUUGGUUAGCAAACCAAGCUCUGUUAUACACACUACCCAAGGAACUUUGCAAACUUUACAGAUAAAGCCUGAACCAAACACAUUAGUGAGUACACAAGGACAAUCUUGCAGUGACGAAAGCUGUAGUGACGAUGAAAACCCCAAAAGAAAUUAUAGAGAAAUGUUAACCCGACGCCCCUCAUAUAGGAAAAUACUGAAUGACCUUGGUGGAGCCGAGAUUGCAGAAAAUCGCAUGGGAAAUAAAGCAGUAUUGGAAAGUGAAGGGUCGCUGUCAUCUUCUUUAUCAUUUGCUCCAGUGAUUCCAGCUGGUGCUUUGCAGACUGAAAGUGGUUUGCAUACAUUGGCCGUGUCAGGUGGCACUGGUGGUGGCGCGAUAGUGCAAUACGCGACAAAUCAAGAUGGGCAGUUUUAUGUACCCGGGCCUAUCCUAGAAGAUCAGACACGUAAACGUGAACUACGACUGUUAAAAAAUCGUGAAGCAGCAAGAGAAUGUAGACGCAAGAAAAAAGAAUAUAUAAAAUGUCUUGAGAACCGAGUUGCAGUGUUAGAAAAUCAAAAUAAAGCACUCAUAGAAGAGCUAAAAUCACUAAAAGAACUAUAUUGCCAACAAAAAACAGAAUGAGGUCCAGCCGGCUAAUCAGGUGUGCCGCUGCCCUGCCGGUAAGAGCCUAGAGGCACACAUAUUUUUCGAAAUUGUACUGCAUUCACAGUACACACUUGGUUUCGUCCAGGUUAAAGUGCCGAGGUGGACUGAUAAGAUGUCAUGUAUAAAUCUCUUAAAAGCAAAAAGUUGUUUUUUGACAAAAACUAUUUUAACUAUUAAAUUAGUGUAGAUAUUCUUCAGCUGCAUCUAACAGUUUUUAAUUUGGAAUCUAAUGUACUUUAACAAUAGAAUUAUCAUCAGUACCAGUUUUACUGAUAGUUGUGUUAUGGAAAACUGGGGAAUAAUGGUUGAAGUAAAUUAAAAAUUAUUUAAGCACAGUCAAAGAGCUGAAAAUACAACAAUCUUAUUGGUGGUUUUAAAUUCUCUGCUAUUAAGGAAAAAUAUUAUAUUUAAAUCUACUCACUGUUAUAACACAGUCUGUUGACUGGAUGUGUAAAUCAACAGUUGAUAUCAUUACAAUUUUUACAGCUUAUUGAACAUGCCUCAUACACAAGUAACGUCAAAUUUGAAAUUGAUUAUUAUCACCAAAAAUUAAUUUGCUAUAAUUGUUACUAAUUAACUAACUAUAUAAAUUGUUAAUAACUUAUAGGUUUUAUAUAAAUCAAUAAAGUAAGGUCAGUAAGUGAUUCAAUGUAACAAAAUAUUUGUACACACGCACAGGGGCAUGUUUUUAAUGCAUUAAUUAUUUCAUCUUUAAUAUUAUGACCAUAUUAUGGUUUGUGUUAUAGGAAGUCAUAUUUCUUUACUAGUCUGUGGGCUUAAUCCAAAAUAAAAUAUUUUAUUAUAAGUAAAAUAAGUCCUCCAUUUCAGAUUGGAAACAUAUUUUUUCAAAUAUUUACAAGAAAAGCCUUGUGUCAAAUGUUUUUUUAUCUUGAAUUGAGUUUUUUUUUGUUAUCUUACAUAUAAAGAAAUAAUAAAAAUGUUUAAUCAUCAUUUGGCAAGCCUGCAAAUUACACUUAACUUUAUUGUGUAAUAUAAUGUUAAGUCAAAAUAUAAAAGGUUAUAAUUUUAAUUCACUUCAACUGUUAUCUAAUAACAUAAAAAUUUAUAUAAAAAGAUUGCAUUGACUUGACAUUUUAAUGUUUAACUUUUGUUAUUUUCUUUUUUAUAAUGUUACCAGUUAUACAGAAAGAUAUUUUAUUGCCAUUUGUAAAUUAUACAACAAUUAAGGUAACUUACGAUUAGACAAAUAUCUAAUUUAAAAGAAUACAUUAAAGUUUUUGUUUCAUCAUUACAAAUCAACCCUUGGUUAUCGAAUGUAUGACCAAAUGUUUUCAAACAAAAAGGAAAACAUAUCAGUCUUAUUUGGCAUCUUUAAUUUUACUGUCAUAAUUAUUUCGACAAUAUUUAUUUAAAUGGGAUAUCAACAAAAACAAAAGAAUACCUUGACUGGACACUUGUGCCAUUUACUAUUCUAAACUUUUCAAUUUAUUUUAAUUGUAUAUAUUCAAUUUUUAUGAACUGCUAAUAUUAUUAACAUUAUUUUCUGUUUAUUGUUGCUCUUUAAAGAUAUAACACAAUUUACAUUGUCAUAUUUUUCUGUGAUGGGACAAGAGGAAGUGAUAGAGUUUACACAUUGUAAUUAUAAAUGAAACUAUUGUAGUUGCUUAGGUAUUCUUAACACCAUACAACGGUGUUUGUAAUGGAUAAGCCAAAGUUAAUGUUUAGUUUUUUGUGCAAUAACAAAAUUGCAAUGUACAGUUUUAGCGAAGUACCGUUAUUCAGUCCUUUAUAAAAAAAUAUAAAUUGAAAUGAAAAGAAAUGUACAUUAUGUAUAGAUAGUAUAGAUUUUAUGUAUAGUGUAUUUUAAAGUUUCAAUUAUUUUGUAUAUAUACAUUUUAUGUAUUUGUGAACAGAAGCUGAUGUUGCAUAUCAUCCAAAAGAAUUCUCAAUUACGCUGAUAAAUAAAAUCCUUAUACAUAUAUAUGAUUUAUACAUCAUUUCGGUUCACGAAAAAUGUAAAAAUAUUUUUGUGGAAGGGUAAUUUAGUUGACUUUUGAGAGUUAAAAUAAGAUUUUUAUAAGCUGUCAUUUGCCAUGGUUGAUAUGUAUAUAGUGUUAAAAUAGUUGUAUUUUAUAUUAUUUGAUCUUAAUUGGAGGUUAUCGUUAUUAUAACAAUCGUUUAUUAUGUUAAAGCAUAUUUAUCAUGGCAAGUGAUAAAAGAUUUAAUGUAAGACAUUGUGAAAAGUGCCUUUAAAUUUAAAAUGAAUAAAGUUUAUACCGACAUAGCUUUUUAUGUUAACUUAUGCUAUUUAUAAAUAUUAAUAAUAUUAAUUGUUUUAAUGUA